Messenger RNA from Schistocerca gregaria, 5490 nucleotides. RefSeq names its product UDP-glycosyltransferase UGT5-like. The record is from RefSeq and is a predicted model, not a curated record. Gene Ontology annotation, molecular function: UDP-glycosyltransferase activity. The coding region runs from base 346 to 1905 and encodes 519 amino acids. The transcript is spliced from 7 exons. Lineage: Eukaryota; Metazoa; Arthropoda; Insecta; Orthoptera; Acrididae.
AGUGCUCGGGCCGCCGUCAGCGCGGAAGGCGGACCGCUGAACUUGAACGCCUGUCGCUCUGUCACGAAACAAAAGCGCCCAGUCACGCCGUUCUGCCGUGCGUCCACACACGUGGUCCACAUGUGCCGGCAGCGUCACGCAGUGACGUCGCGUCAAACGCGCCUUGGCCCCCGCGGCGACCUUGUGCCGAUAUUAGAAGCGAGGGUCGCGGCCGGCCUGGCUCGUCGUAACUGUUCCGCGCGGCCCGCAGUAGCCGCCGCGGACGGCCGGAGCGCCUGCCUGCUCUGCCUCGCCACACGCACCCGAGUGCGUUCCUCAGCUGCGGGCCACACGUGAGCGGCCGCCAUGCGGGCGUGGUUCGUGGCCUUCAGCGUCGCCGCUGGACUGCUGUUGGCAGACGACGGCCAGGCGGCCAACAUCCUGGCGCCCAUCUGGUUCCCGGGGCUCAGCCACUUCCUCAUGUUCCGCCCUCUCUUCGUGGAGCUGGCCGCCAGGGGGCACAACGUCACCGUCAUCGGACACCACCCGCCCAAGACUCCCAUCAAGAACUACAACUUCAUAAGUCUCCAAGGCAGGAUGCCGCAGUUGCACAACAACAUGACGAUGGAGUUCGUGAAGGCGCUGCAGCCCCCCUUGAAGGGCCUGGUGAUGCUCAAGUCGUUCACCAAGGGCAUGUGCCUGGACACGCUGGACAUGCCCGAGGUGCGGUGGCUGGCGGCGUCGGGCGGCCACUACGACGUCGUCAUCUCCGAGUUCUUCCACGUCGAUUGCCUGGCGGCGUUCGCUCACAAGUUCGGCGCCCCCCUCGUGGGGAUCACCUCCAGCAACGCGCUGCCGACGGUCCACGACAGGGUUGGUAAUCCUGAGCAUCCUGCCUACACGGAACAAUACGACCUCUCUCUGAAGGCGCCGUUCAGCUUCUGGGACAGAGUCUACGGCACAGUGAUGCACCAGGCGUUCCGCAUCCUGGACUGGUGGGCGACGGACGCAAGCGUCGACAGCAAAGUGCGGGAAGUGUUCGGUGAGGACACACCUCCACUGGAACACGUGUUCCGGAACACGAGUCUGGUGCUGGUGAACAGCCACUGGAGCAUGGACCAGCCUCUCCCCACCGUGCCCGCCUUCGUCGAGGUGGGCGGACUGCACUUGGAAGAGCCCAAACCACUGCCAAAAGACAUACAGAAGUUCCUAGACGACAGUCCACACGGUGUGAUCUACUUCAGCUUGGGGUCGAUGGUGCGAGUUGAGACCUUCGACCCGGAGAAGUUCAAAGCGAUUAUGGACGCCUUCGCGUCCGUACCCCAACGCGUUCUCUGGAAAGCCGACCCGGCCAACCUCCCGGGACUGCCGCCAAACGUCAGAGCACAGAAGUGGAUCCCACAGAACGAUGUUCUGAACCACCCCAACGUGCGGCUCUUCAUAUCGCACGGCGGGCUGCUGGGGACGCAGGAGGCGGUGGCUGCGGGCGUGCCGACUCUGAUGCUUCCGCUGUUCUCGGACCAGUUCGUCAACUCGGCCAGGGCGGUCGCCGCCGGCAGCGGCCUCCAGCUGCUCUACGACGACAUCGACGACCGCUCGUUCCGGGAGGCGCUCCAGCGGCUGCUCAGCGACUCCAGGUUCCGCGAACGCGCCAAGCACCGGUCGCAGCUGUUCCGGGACCGCCCCCGGCCGCCGCUGGAGGAGGCGGUGUACUGGGUGGAGUAUGUCAUCAGGCACCGGGGGGCGCCGCAUCUCAGGUCCGCCGCGGUGGACCUCGCCUGGUACCAGUACCUGCUCAUAGAUGUCGCCGCCUUCGUGCUGGCUGCGUUGUGCUGCGUCAUAUCAGCACUCUACCUCUUCUCGAAACUAGUGCUGCGGGUCUUAUUUCGAGGGCAGGAGAAAAACGUCAAAUUAAAACCGACAUAACAAGUACCUCGAGAACUUCACAGGUUAGCGCCUUUGCGGAACAACUUCGGUUUCGUUUUGUAAAAGUCCUGGUCCCGGCACAGUGAAUAACCGUAGUUCCUGUUGCGAAAAUUCUAUACACUUAUCUAUAGUAGAGGAACAAUUGCGUGAACGCAGUCGAUUCUGAAGAAUGCUGUUGGUGUGAUUGAGCAUGUGUCUAAAGAAUGCUUUGCAUUCCAUCGUGUGAUGUUUCGGAAGUACACAUAAACAGAUUUCACUAGUCAUUCAGCGUAUCAUCUCGUUUUAAAUGCGUGGGAAACAUAUUUUUCCCAGUUGAGAAUUCCUCUGUUUGAUACUGGGACGUUUGACAGAAGAAAAAACCGCGACUUUGCAAUAGGCCUCAUAGAGAAUCGCUCUGUUCCUUUCAACAGGGAAUUCAAAGUAAAAAAGUAAUAAAUAAUCCAAAUACAAUGAUCGCUAUCCAUCGCAUCGGCUGCGAUCGGUAGCGACAUAGGCACACUGUACAUACAGAGCGAGUCAUGGAUUUCAGUCUGUAGACACAUACGUCAGAUGUAUAUGUAUAUAUAUUUUAUCUGAGACAUAAUGUCUGAUUGUUAAACUGGAUAUACCGGGUGAUCAAAAAGUCAGCAUAAAUUUGAAAACUGAAUAAAUCACGGAAUAAUGUAGAUAUAGAGGUACAAAUUGACACACAUACUGGGAAUGACAUGAGGUUUUAUUAGAAAAAAAAAUACAAAAGUUCAAAAAAGUGUCCGACAGAUGGCGCUUCAUCUGAUCAGAAUAGCAAUAAUUAGCACAACGAAGUAUGACAAAGUAAAGGUGAUGUUCUUCACAGGAAAUGCUCAAUAUGUCCACCAUAAUUCCUCAACCAUAGCUGUGAACAGCACUAUAAAGCAUGUCCGGAGUUAUGGUGACACAUUGACGUCGGAUGUUGUUUUUCAGCAUCCUUAGAGAUGUCGGUCGAUCGCGAUACACUUGCGACUUCAGGUAACCCCAAAGCCAAUAAUCGCACGGACUGAGGUCUGGGGACCUGGGAGGCCAAGCAUGACGGAAGUGGCGGCUGAGCACACAAUCAUCACCAAACGACGCGCGCAAGAGACCUCUCACGCAUCUAGCAAUACUUUUUUUGUUCUAAUAAAACCCCACGUCAUUCUAAGCUUGUGUGUCAAUUUUUACCUCUCUAUCUACAUUAUUCCGUGGUUUAUUAAGUUUUCAAAUUUAUACUGACUUUUUCAUCACCCAGUAGUUCCCAUACCUCGGUUGUGAUCAAGGUUUCCGCACAGGUUUCGUAGGAUUGUAACACAAACGAUGGAACAUAAAAUCCCACCCUUCUAAAUGUUUCUGGUUCCGAGUCCGUCCAUUGCUCCACUACCAUCUCGGCUGAGAAGACUCUAAGUCUACAAUGUACUCAGUAUCGAACCGAACUCUGUGUACUUAGGGAUAGAAAAUGAAGAGUGACAAGAAAAAGGCAACAAAAGUAAGAAAUAUGUUUCUUUUUAGUGCAGAAAUCUUCCACAUAGGUAAUUAUUUCAAAUAGUGCCAUAGUUUUUCGAUUUACAGUUAAUGAAUUUUUACAUUCCCUAAAAACGAAGACCAUUGUUCCUUGCGUGGGAGUAUAGAUCUGAGUACAAUAUAGAGUCUCUCUCUUUUCUCCAUGGUCUCCCUCAAGCAUUAGACCAAUUGGUCCUUCUCGACUUCUGAUUCACUCAUCUUCUGUUGAGUCACCAAAUUUCAUUCUUCCUCUAGAAAUAUAUUGCAGCAGUUGUUUUGCACCACUUUCAUCCCUCAUUCUUUCUAUAUGUUCUUUCCAUUCCUUAAUCCUUUCAUUUAAAUUGUAAAUUCCUACACUUCUCCAGAUGAUCUAGUUUUUUCAUUCGCCUCGUCUUGUUACUGCCUGGACUGUUCUCAAAAAUCUCAUGUCGGCUGCUUGGAGUCGGAUAAUGUGUGCUAGAGUCAUAGUUCACUUUUCUCUCUCAUACAUUCCAUAGUGAACUGCAAUAACUUUAUAAAAUUGUAGCAUGGUGUCCUUUCGUACUUUUGAUAGCACCAUACAUCACAUUAAAUCUCUAAAUAUUUUUUUCAUUAUCCACUUUUCAUUAUGUCACAGCCCAAGAAUCUGAAGUUGUUAACUUGUUCAAUAAUCUUUUAACAUCAGUUUGCAUCAUAAACGCUGUGAGCCUUGGAAUGCCGUAGACUUCGUUUUAUCUCUCGAUAUGCUUCAAUUACGUUUCAUUACUGUUUUAAACAGUACACAGAGUGCUCUCUGUAAUAAUAUACUGAACGAAAUUGUAGCACUGCUGUAAUAUUUGCAUACACAGCAAAUUAAAAGUAUUUAACAACAAAAGUACAUUACUUCAAUGCAUGUUUGAAUCAGAGUUGAAUGACGCACAAGGCUUGUACAAUACAAAUUUGUAGAGUCAUUUAUGCUUAAAGAUUUAUUCUCAAGAUAAAUAUUGUGAUUCUGCAUAAGGAGUGGCUAAGUCGUGUGAAAACGAAAAAGGUAACAAGUAAUCAAAUAAGACGAAAAAUAUUCAUUUCCAGAAGUGGUGGCAAGAUAUUGAUCACAGUUGCUGUUCAGCCCUGGUGAGGAACGAAUAGCAAUGGAAAGCUCAGUAAUGCGUGUACUGUUGUGUUGAGUGAGUAGAUGUACACUCAAAAAGUCUUACGAUAAUUACUCUACACAGUCUUCCUGCUUAUUAUACAGUGUUAAUAGAAGAUAGCAGUUGCUUUGAGACUUAACACCACGUGUUAUUCUGAUGUGAGACCCAUUCUCAGAUGUAGCUGCACAGUACCUGUCUACCUGCAACACCUGAAUGAAACUCGUAUCUUAUUACAUUGUGGAUGUCAAAAACACUGUGGUCGCUCUCGCCCACCUGAAGCUGUAACGAAAGUCGCGCUGGCAGAAGUUCAUGUUAGCACAUGAGCAUCACACUAUACAAUGAGCUAAGAAUUAAUAAGAUGAACCACGCUGAAGAAAUAUAUGGUAGCAUAAGUGAAAUUUUUCUGUACAUUUCCACUUCUUGAAACCACUGAAAGCUGAUCCAGCAAUUUGCUGUAAUAAUAAUAUGAAACUUUUAACAAAAGUGAAUGUGGUCAAAGAAGGUACAAAAUGCUCCAACUUGGGUACAUGGGUACAAGUACUCACCUAUUUGACGCUCUCAUCUUGGAAAUGGCAUUAAAAUUAUGUAGUGAAAUGCUGAACGCCAACCAUAAGGUGAUAAUUGUAGUAUCGACUUUAUAACUCUUCUUAUGCGAGUAGUUAAACAUUAGUCUCAGGGCAUUACAGAUAUUUUUAAUUUCAGGGCUUUGUUAUCCACUUCAGAUAAGAUUCCAUAUAUGUGGAAUACUGGAUUUCAGAAAAAUAUAGACCGUUCUAAAACAAGUACUUUGUAUGUCAAAUAUGAAAUGCAAAGUCUACAGCUCCAGCAAACAAUACUGAACACAUGAUACAAUAUUCCUUAAUGUUGUAUACUUUCCUCACCAUAAAAAUAAUUUUCUCUGGUUGUUUUUCAGAGCUGAUCACAUACGAACUUACAAUUUAUGGUUGUAUAAUUCUUGCAAAGAAAUUAAAAGCUAUAAUAAUUACAA